Mytilinidion resinicola is the source of this 957-nucleotide messenger RNA. RefSeq lists its product as uncharacterized. The transcript is spliced from 2 exons. The record is from RefSeq and is a predicted model, not a curated record. NCBI's taxonomy places the organism in Eukaryota, Fungi, Ascomycota, Dothideomycetes, Mytilinidiales, Mytilinidiaceae. Bases 70 to 888 code for a protein of 272 amino acids.
CUCCCUAACUGUGGCGACGUCUUCUACCUCGAGUCCGUCCUCAGGAAAGAUGCCAGCAUGAUCAUAUUCAUGGCUCCCGAAGACUCUAACAUGGCCUGGAUCACCUGGUCUCAGAACCCCUUCCCCGGUGGUGAAAAUGGACCCGUCUUCCAAUUCUUCCAGAAACUCGUCACGGCUGGCGACCUUCACGUCAAUAAUUGCUAUCUGCCAGGCGCGCGAGACCAUAGAGCCGUCUACGAGCUUGCCCACAUCGCGACGAUGACUGCGAGCAAUCCCAAUCCGAGAGACCGUUACAAUGGGCUCCAGGACUACGACGUCAUCGAGUACGCCAGUCAGAACGCGCUGGUAGACGCGAUCACACGCUACACCUUCACCCAGCCGGUUACCCCACUCAUGUCACAUGCUUUCGCCGAAUACGUCGAGAACCUGCACGAGGAGGAAUAUCCUAGCGAUCGUCUCGAGACCAUCUUGGCUAGGUACGGGAUCAAUGCGUGGGCGCCAGACGAACUGGAAGACGAGGAGCCGUACUGGGAGCAAUAUCCGCCUCAGAUCCACCCAACUAUUCGCGAAGGCACGCUCGUUCCAAACUAUCUGCUUCGUGAUCCCGAGACAGGCGCAUUUAGGCAGGAUGAGGGAUACACGUACGCCCGUUGGGGCGGAGACGGAUGGGUCAUUCUCCCUACUCCUGCUGGAGUGGUCGAAGCAACUGCUGCCGGAAUGGCCGAAGCAGCUCCUGAUGGAAUGGCUGAAGUCAAUGAUGUUGGAGUGGGCGAAGCGACUGCUGUUGGACGGGACGAAGCAACUCGGGCUGGUGCACAGGAGGAGGAAGAGGAGUCCGAAGACUUGAAUGAGCUACUGACGACUGACGUCAACUAUCGGGACGUUUGAAUGGCGACUUUGCUUCUUGGGUUGAGCCCGUGGGGCGGUUUCGAGGUGCUUUUCUAGUGUUCAAUUGGG